AUGGAAUUUAAUUCACUGUUUAGAAGAUAUUUUAAAGAAUUGAAAGAUGAUAGUCAAGAUAAAGAAGAUGAUGAAUUCGCAGAGAUCGCCACCAUCAACCCCGUCAUUGUCGCCACUAGGUCCCUUCCAGCAAGGCGUUCCACGAGUAAUUCUGAUUCAGUUUACAACUGGAUGAAAAUUUUGAAGCGUUCCAUGGAUUCGUAUGGUGCUAAGUUUCCUUUACAGGGUAGAGACGAAACAAUGAGAGUAUUAUUUAAUGGUAAUGGAGCACGGGAAGGGUUGAAGGGAUGUGCCAAAGAUUUGAAAACCCAUGCUGAAAAUUAUACGAAUGACGAUGAACUCUUGGAUAGGAUCAAAUAUAGGAUGUAUGCUAUAAAUGUUACCUUUGGUAACGGUACUCCAGCAUCAGAGGAAGAUACAUCUAUAGGACAAAUAUCGGUUGUGUUGCAAAUACUCUACGAAAAUUUUAUCUCCGGAACUUUAGGCUAUGGAGAAUUCUUGGAGAAGUGUAGUUCGGGUCAUAACAAUCCAGUUCGUGAAAUUGUGCGUGCUGUUGAUGGAUUAAGUUGCCUGGUUCCAGAAUAUUCUAUGUGCCGAUCUUUGCUGGAACAAUUCAAGGUCUCUUGA
Molecule: messenger RNA, 627 nt
Organism: Rhizophagus irregularis DAOM 181602=DAOM 197198
Lineage: Eukaryota; Fungi; Glomeromycota; Glomeromycetes; Glomerales; Glomeraceae
Source: RefSeq, a predicted model, not a curated record